Pseudozyma hubeiensis SY62 is the source of this 1041-nucleotide messenger RNA. RefSeq lists its product as hypothetical. Gene Ontology annotation, biological process: thiosulfate transport; succinate transmembrane transport; malate transmembrane transport. Gene Ontology annotation, molecular function: succinate transmembrane transporter activity; thiosulfate transmembrane transporter activity; sulfate transmembrane transporter activity. The transcript has 2 exons. The record is from RefSeq and is a predicted model, not a curated record. Lineage: Eukaryota; Fungi; Basidiomycota; Ustilaginomycetes; Ustilaginales; Ustilaginaceae. Bases 1 to 1041 code for a protein of 346 amino acids.
AUGUUUUCGCUCAUGCUCAAGACUCUACGCGAAGAAGGACCUCGGGGGCUGUACGUCGGACUCACCGCGUCGUUGCUGCGACAGAUGACGUACAGCGUCACACGGUUCGGCGCGUACGAUAAACUCAAGGAGAUGACGUUGAAGCAGAAUGCGGAUGGAAAGGCGUUGGGGCCGUUGCAGAUGGCGUUGUGUGCGUCGGCGGCGGGGGCAGCUGGUGGUUUGGCGGGCAACCCAGCGGAUAUUUUGCUCGUUAGGAUGACGAGUGAUGUCAACAAGCCAGCGGCGGAAAGGUACAAUUACCCGAACGCCAUCACUGGACUCGUGAGGAUGACGAGGGACGAAGGAAUCGGCUCGCUCUUCCGUGGCCUGGGUCCGAAUACAGUGAGAGCCGUUCUCAUGAACGCUUCCCAACUAGCAACCUACGACGUCUUCAAGAACAUCCUCCUCGGCACCGGCUACUUUUCCGAAGGAACCCCCCUCCACUUCAGCGCGAGCUUCAUGGCCGGAACCGUCGCCACCACUGUAUGCAGUCCAGCGGACGUCAUCAAGAGCAGAGUCAUGAACGCCGCCGGCUCCGGAGACGGCAUCCUGAAGACGUUGAAGGGCGAUUUGCGCAAGGAAGGCGUCGGCUUCCUCUUCAGAGGCCAAAAAGCUGCGACACCUCGGGGCCUCACAUCCUUCUCUCAUCGACUGAACAUCAACAUGGCGCUACACCGACACCGUCGCUCGUACCUCCUCAUCCCACCCGCCAAUCGAGCCAUGGCAACUGACACCAAUCAUCCUCAACCAUCCUUCUCUCUCCUCGCCAUACCCUGCAUUUAUGACAUGACCACCAGCUCGGCACAAAAGGGCUUCCUCUCCUCCCCCUCCGGAGGUCGUCCCGCGCCCAAGCAAAACUUCCUCAUCAGGUUCAUCAACACCCAGAUCCUCGCACCCGAACACCGUCCAGGAAACCUCUCCAUCGUUUGGGGUCUCGGCGUCUUCACAGCAGGCAUCAUCGUCGCCCGCAAGUUCGGCGACCUCAUCACCCCUGUCUUCUGA